UUCUCUCAAAUUUAAAAAUCACCUUAAUAUUAAAUAAUAACAACAAAUCUGUUUUAUUAAACGUUUACCGACCUAAUUUUAUGCAGUUAAAUAUCUAACUUUCUACAUCCACACCUCCAUUAUAGCUGUGCGUGUUUUGUUUUGCGACAGUCGGAAAGCGGUUCUUAGACGUUUCCAAUAUUUCUGUAUUGAAAUGUCGGACGGUCAGACGUCUCCGUUGUCUAUAGAAGACUAUGCCACGACUUUUACUGAAGCACUCACUUGUCAGAUCAACAAGGAAGAUGUUGGCUGUAUGAUCCAAACACAGAAAGAGAUGCUAUCUCGGUAUGAAAAAACUAACGAAAUGCUUCUCAAUUUCAAUCUUCUGUCUUCAUCUCGCUACGAAGCAACGUGUCACAAGUUCAAGAAAGACACAUUACUCCUGUACGAGAUGAAAAAAGACCUAGAUACAGUCUUUAAAAGAAUCAGAAAUCUGAAACAGAGAUUAAACAAAAUAUACCCUGAAGCCUUCUCAGCUUGCAAUGAAAUGAAAGCCACAGAGAACAAAGAUGAGGACAAUAAUAUCGGCUCAAACCUGUCAAACUGAAUAUGAAACUGAGAUGACACAGGACAGGUUGGGGGCCCAUUCAGCUCCCUCCAAAUUAACUAAAGCGUCAAGCUGUGUAUAGUUUAAUAUAAAGCAACUGUGAUGUACCGAA
Messenger RNA from Octopus sinensis (East Asian common octopus), 698 nucleotides. Its product is annotated as kxDL motif-containing protein 1. Gene Ontology annotation, biological process: lysosome localization. The transcript has 4 exons. Lineage: Eukaryota; Metazoa; Mollusca; Cephalopoda; Octopoda; Octopodidae. The record is from RefSeq and is a predicted model, not a curated record. Gene Ontology annotation, cellular component: BORC complex. Bases 194 to 586 code for a protein of 130 amino acids.